UUCCUCUGGCGCUGGUUCGAUGAGCUCUACGUCCUGCUGGAUCUGCUGCUGCAGCAGCACUGCCUGGCCAGGUGCAGCGCCUCCUUCUCGGAGAACUUCUAUAGCUUAAAGAGGAUCCCCGCCGGAGACCGCGGAGAGCGGCCGCUGGCCACCGCUGGCCUGCCGAAGGGGCAGCACUGGAAGUCGCUCCUCUUGCUGGUUCUUGUUCCCUACCUGAAAGGAAAGCUGGAGAAGCUGGUGUCCAGCCUGAGGGAGGAGGACGAGUACUCCAUCCACCCUCCGUCCUCGUCCUGGAAGCGCUUUUACAGAGCCUUUCUGGCCGCCUACCCCUUCGUAAACAUGACCUGGGAGGGCUGGUUUCUCAUCCAGCAGCUGAGCUACAUCCUCGGGAAAGCUGAGCAUCAUUCCCCCAUGCUGCGGCUGGCAGGCGUGCGCCUCGUCAGACUGACUGCAGAGGAUAUCCAGGCCCUGGAGAACAGAUCGGCUGGAGACACCUCGAGUCAGACCCCCAGCAUCCAAACCCGAGUGCAGUCAGCAGUGAGGAAGACGUUGGGUGGCGUUGCCUUCUCCCUGUCCACUGGGCUGUCCGUCAGCAUGUUCUUCCUCCAGUUCCUGGACUGGUGGUAUUCCUCAGAGAACCAGGAGACCAUCAAGUCCCUGACGGCGCUCCCGGCCCCUCCGCCCCCGGUGCACCUCGACGGCGGGGCUGCCUCCGCUCUGCUGCCCAGGCUGAGGAGCCUGUGCCCCCUGUGCCGCAAGGUUCGGGUCAACGCCACGGCCCUGGCCACCUCGGGCUUCGUCUUCUGCUACCGCUGCGCCUACGCCUACGUGAAGAGCCACCAGCGCUGCCCCGUCACCGGCUACGCCACCGAGCUGCAGCACCUGGUCAAACUGUACUCCCCCGAGAGCUGA
This is a messenger RNA of Merops nubicus (carmine bee-eater), 912 nucleotides long. It is a transcript of the gene PEX12, whose product is annotated as peroxisomal biogenesis factor 12. Lineage: Eukaryota; Metazoa; Chordata; Aves; Coraciiformes; Meropidae. Gene Ontology annotation, biological process: protein import into peroxisome matrix; protein monoubiquitination. The annotation marks the transcript as partial. Gene Ontology annotation, molecular function: ubiquitin-protein transferase activity; zinc ion binding; protein binding. Gene Ontology annotation, cellular component: peroxisomal membrane; peroxisomal importomer complex. The transcript is spliced from 2 exons. The record is from RefSeq and is a predicted model, not a curated record.